This is a messenger RNA of Acytostelium subglobosum LB1, 738 nucleotides long. RefSeq lists its product as hypothetical. The record is from RefSeq and is a predicted model, not a curated record. The transcript has 4 exons. Gene Ontology annotation, biological process: protein localization to membrane. Bases 1 to 738 code for a protein of 245 amino acids. Lineage: Eukaryota; Evosea; Eumycetozoa; Acytosteliales; Acytosteliaceae. Gene Ontology annotation, cellular component: membrane.
AUGAUACUUCCAAUCUUAAUCGGAAGUGGCAUUCAAGUAGCCUGUGUCGUGCUCCUAUCACUAUUCCUUGGAGUGAUUGGAUUCUUCUCACCUGUCAACUAUGGAUAUAUACCAAUGGCUAUCAUAGCUAUGCUCACUGUCACAUCUGUGUUCUCUGGAUACUUCUCAACAAGGAACUACAUGUUGUUCAAUAGAGGAGAUCUCAAGAAGAAUGCAUUAUUGACUGCAAUAUGCCCUCAAGGAGUGAUAUUCUUGAUAUUUAUUAUGUCUGACUUAUGUCUUAGGAGUGUAGGAUCAUCGGCUGCUAUAUCAGCUGGCUCAAUGUUCACUUUGAUUGGACUCUGGCUGGAAAACUACUUUGGCAUAACAGCCAUCAGGUCACCACAGCUGAUCAAUGACAACACCAUCUACACCAUUGGAAUUAUUAUGCUGUUAGGUUUGUUGUUUAAUGCUGGCCUGUAUACAGCCUGCGUCAUCGUCAAAUUUCUCUUCAGAUUCGAGAACUAUGAUUGGUGGUGGCGAUCAUUCGAGACGAUGGGCUUCUGUGGCGUCCACCUAUUCUUCUUCAGGUUGGUCUAUUUCUGUUUGUGGGGUGACAGGAGUGCCAGUGGCCUGUUCAUCUACUCAUGCUACUCAUUAAUAUACUCCCUCUGUCUAAGUGUGAUGACUGGAUCCGUUUCCUACUACUUCAGUUUACUCGUAACAAGAAGGAUCUACAAUAACAUUCAUAUCAACUAA